AUGAGCUUCCAGAACACCCAGAACGGCUCAAUGAGCACCCAACAGGGUUACAUGACAAAUCCCCCACCUACGACUCCCUCCAAUGGCUCCCAGUUCCCCUCGGAGUGUGCGAAUCAAUUUCGUGGACACCCCUAUCAAGCUUAUCCGAAUCAGGAGUGUCCCCCCGAUAUGCCUGCUUCCAAUGUGGCUGUCAGUCAAUCGGGUCAUGGACAGGCCUUGACAUUGAACCAGUUGCUCCUCCAAAACAAUUCUCCAGGCCCUCAGCCGCCUCGUGUAUCGGGACCGAUAUCGCCCAUGGGCCAACCGGGCGGAUUUAGGUAUGAUCCCUACGGAUAUAUGCCCAAAUCCGGUCCUUCUGGUCAACAGCAGGACGGAAAUCAGCCUCUAAGCGGCCCUCCAAUAUCACUGAAGGAUCCUGCUACACAAGAAAGUUUGUUGCGGUCGUCUCGUGCCAACACGCCACAGGAAGGUGCUCCUGAUAUGCGCAGUCCCGUCUCACAGCCUGAUCAGCAACAACAGAUGGACUCCAUGCCCAAAUCACAGCCGAAUCGAACUCCCGGUGGUCCCUCACCCCUUCCCGGCUACGGUCCGGGGAUGCCUCAAGAUACCAGAAUGAAUCCGGGCAUGGUACGACCCGGUGUCAUGGGCCCCGGUGCCUUCCCACCUCGUUCCAGCUAUCCACCUGAAUACGGACAGGAUCCCUAUGCGCCCUACCCUCUCCAACGAUACCCCCCGCCGCCGCAAUCCUCACGCUAUCCCGCUCCUGGUGGUGGCUACUCCAUGAUGCCCCCUCCACCACCUCCUACUUCCUCCGGUUACCCUCCUCCUCCACCGGCUGAAUACCAGAAGAUGUGGCCUUACAUGAUGCCCGAUCAUCCAAACUACCCUCGCCCCUAUCACCCCGAUAUGUAUUCGCGGGGCGGUGGCGGCUACCCUCAACCGCCUCCCAUGUCCAACGGCCUCUCCUCACCUCGUGGGCCCACCAUGCGGUACCCCCAUCCGCCUAUGGGUAGCAUGGAAAGUGUCGUACCUCCAUCUCAACCACCGAAUUCUCAGCAGGAUCAAUCGCCUGGUAACUUUCCGCCCUCACAGCAAACGAAUAGGGCCGAUUCAAGAGAUGAAGCGAUGUCGUCGCGAAUCUCCUGUUCAAAUGAACAGACGCCGACGUCUUCUGCUCCUCCUGGUGAAGUUAUCCCUUUACGACCGCCUUCGUCAUCAUUGGCUUCUGUUCGAACUGGACCUCCACCGUCUCCCAAGAAGGAGGACGAUCAGCAGCACCAACAGCAACCACCACCCCAAAACGCGAUGCCUCAGCAUCACCAGUUCAUGAUGCAGCAGCAGCAACAGCCUCAGAUGCACCCGAUGUAUCGUCAGGGGCAGAAUCGCAUGCCGCCCAGGGGUCCACAUCCUGGAGGGGCCUACGGUUAUCCGGGUUACCCUCCCAACUUUCCUCAACAGCCUCAACAACAACAAUAUCCACCUCAGCAGCAACAGCCCUACUCUGGUGGCGGGGGUGGUGACAUGUCUCCAAACGCCAUAUACCACCAACCUCACCCGCAGCCUUCCUACGGACAUCUACAACAGCAAAGUGGCGGACCACCGCCACAGUAUCCUUAUCAUCGGGGCUACCCACCACAGGCGGCUCCUCCUCCGCCCCAGUCCAUGCAUUCAAUUGCGCCGCCGCCCAACCUAAGCCCGCAGUCGGCCUCGUGUUUCUCGCGUCUGAUGGAAAUGGGCUACGAGCCGGACCGGCGUCAGUGGCUGGAACACUACUUUUUCUUCAUGGAGGAGAUCAAUAAACCCCUCACCGGUUUACCGCAGGUGGUGAAGCAGCCGCUUGAUCUCUACCGCUUCUAUCUGGCGGUGCGAGAGCGUGGUGGAGUGCUAGAGGUGAUCAAGACAAAGCGGUGGAAGGAAAUCAGCCAACUCUUUAACAUCAACGCCUCUGCAUCGGCGGCGUACACGCUGAGGAAAAAUUACUGCAAGUACCUUCUCGAUUAUGAGUGCCGUUUCGACCAUGGGCCGGGUGGCGCGGAUGUGCGUGUGGUGGCAGCGCAGAUUGAGACUCUUUCAGGGAAGAAAAAGAAGCCCUCGGUGGGCUCCAUUGGCGGUGGUGGUGCGGGCUCGGAGAUGAACGAAUCUUCCACCUCCAGUUCUACGCCAUUUCCACCCCCCUCACCAGUGGGUAGUCAGUCCUCGGCUUCGUCUAAUCUCAUGCCACCUGUCCAGCAGCCUCCCAGCAAUGGGGCGCCCACGAGCGUUUCAGCAACUCCUGCGGCGUCAGUAGGAGGGACGGAUGACGGUGGCGGAGGUGGAGCGAAAACUGUGGUUGGGCCAGGAUCGUCACCUGUAGCAGGUGGUGGUAUCUCUCCAGCUCCUUCGUCUGCUGCUGCCUCACCCUAUCCUGCGCCACAGGCGACCGCUACUACCACGCCAUCCUCCACACCGGUAGCGGCGUCUGUUGAGCAGCAACAACAACUGCAGUCUCCGUCUGGAUAUCCGAUGGGUCCUGGUGGUGGUUCGCCUUGGAGGCCAUCGGUUGGGGCCAAUCAACGACCACCGUUCCCCCCACCCGGCUAUCCGCAAUCUCGAAUGCCUGGACCUGGAGUUAGCUACGGCUGUGAGAUGGUGGGACGGCAUCCCUAUCCUCCGCCUCCCUCUCCUUACGGACGGCUCUCAUCGGGCAGUACUGGUGGUAGUCACCUGAUGGCAGCUAUGGAGGGCAUGCGUGGUGAGGCCUCGCCGGAAGGAGCACCUCUUCUCUCCUCCAAACCGCCUACAGGGAACACAGUUCACCAUCCACCUCAACAACAGCCUCAACCUCCACCUUCCAUGAUGUACCAACGUGGUCCGCCCUAUAUGAUCGGCCAGCACCAUCAUCACCCACCGCCACCACCACAACAGCAGCAGCCACCCCCGCCCCCCUCUUUCACCGCACACUACCAACCACCCCCACCACCAUCUGGAGGGCAGGGUCCGGGUGGUCGAUCCGGUAUGGCCAUGGGUCAAAGACCUCCAAUGUCCCCGUUUGUUGGUGCACCGCCCGGCUACACCAAUGCGUCCGGUGGUUCGCAGCCUCCUAAUACCGCGUUUCCAUCGUCUCAACGACUACAUCAUCCGCAAUCGGCUAUGAUGGCGCAGCAGCAGCAACAACAACAGCAGCAGCCACCUCCACCGCAUCCGGGAAUGAUGCCACAACAACGUCCUGGACCGGCCUACGUUACGGCUGCUGCGGCCGCAGCUGCCUACUGGAAGCGACUGGAGGCGGUCCAGUUCUUCCCACCGGGCUGCGUAGAAGCCACGCCGAUCGAUGCAAGUCGUCGGAAGCGUUUCCGAAUAAAGGAUCUUGGUCCACUAACUGCGUCAAAGUUAGUGAUGGCACUUCGUUCCGGUCUGCCCAGUGAGACGACCUGGGCGCUUAACGCCCUCAACGUCAUUCUUCGCGAUGAGCCCAAUGCUUUGGAAGCCUACUUCGCGCCGCCCACCCAACAGCCCCUUGUCUCAAUCAAUGCUAACGCGCCCACCCUCAAUACCCUGGUCACUGCGCUUACCGACCACCUUCGCCACGAUGCCAACGAACUCUUUCCUUCCCAUCGUCUCACCUCGGAGCUCGAGCUGCCCCUCCAUCUAGAUGCAGAGAGUCAGUUGAUAUGUAAAACUCCUCCCGCCCCAGCAGAUCCUCCGCCUCUCGAUAUCCAGACUUCUUCUUCCUCAUCAUCGUCGACAUCUUCCACGACUAAUCGCGAGAACCUUUUCACCGACCUCUUCAACGAGAUCUCUAGCAAAUGUCGUUGCCUCCGUGUUCGAAAUCCACCCUUGUCUCCAAAUGGGCUGGUCAGUUUGGAACAUGAAAUCGUCGCUAUGGCCAACUCCAAGGGGGUUUCCGUAGGCGCACUGCGAGAGGCCAUUCGACAACUACUCCAGGGCUCUGGCAAGAAUGCUCGUCUCUUGAUGAAGGCUUCAGCGCCAAAAUUACCCAAAACGGCACCCUCCAUGGAUUCUGGUUCGGAUAAAUCUGGUACUGGUGCUGGCGGUGCGGGUUCUUUGAAUAAACGAGGACGCGGGCGUGGAUCUGGCACGUCUUUGCUUGCUGACCACUUAGCGGCUUUCGAAGCUGCUCAUAUGACCCCUGCCACGACUAUAGCGAAACACACCACCUCUCUGCUUGUUAAUAACCUCUCAGGACCCGAAGCUCGAUCCAACAUUCGAAGAUUAGCUCUCUUCGCGUUGGACGAACUUCUCGAAGGCAAGGAGUCACCCCCACCGGUCCUUUUACCAGCCGACGUUGCUGCUGAACUUACUUCUCCACCCGCCUCUCCUCGACCUCCUUCAAUGCGAGAUGUCUUUAUGCGAGGUGGCUCCGACUCCACUUCUUACAUCCUUCCUCAUCCCAACGGUUGUGGAGGAAGUAGCAACAGUAGUACCGGUAGCAGCGCCUCCAUGCGAAGAAAGCGUACCAACUCUUCCACUGAGGCCACCUCGACUUCCGACAAGGCGUCGAAGAGGGCUCGUUCUUCAUCCUCGUCCUCCUCUCUCCCCGUCCUUUCACCCCAGAAAGUGGAUCCUUCCACGGAUAAGACUGAUAUUGCUUCCACUCCACCUGCGGAGGCGAUGGAGGAGGACGAAGACAGCGAGUUGAACAGUCAUCGAUUGAUGACCGACUCACGAGGCUACUGCCCUCUUCGUGCACGUUCUGAAAUAAUCCGUCGUGGCGACUUGGCUCUCUGGCCUGUGGACGCGGCUUCGGAGAGGGCAGAGGGCUUUGCGUUGCGGUGUUUGUGCGUCUCCACGGUACUUCGCAAUCUCUCUUUCCUACCCUCUUGUGAGCGUGUUCUUGCCAACCACAAAGCGCUGCUUGCGCUUACCGGCCGCCUUCUAACUGUCGCGCAUACCCACUUCGAAUCUGCGGAUGCCGACUGGGCCUGUGUGGAGGAUCACAUGACUCGUUAUGAUUCCAACUCGGCCUGGUGGAUGCCGUGGUUGGACGAGUUGUGCGAAAACAUCCUUGUCCUUCUCGUCAACAUCCUGGGUCAUCUGCAAUGUCUUCCUCUCCACGAGAGCAUCGUGCGUCCUCUACUGGAGGGCCUCGUUCAUUGGGCCACAUGCCAGACUGCCGCUGCAACCGAUCCUCUCCCCGGUCAUCGAAUCAUCUCGCCGUGCCGCUUGGCUCUCGAGGCGCUCAAUCGUCUCGCAGUGAAUGACUCCAACGUUGCCAUGCUGCUUGCGACUAUGGACACCGAGAGCGCUUGUCGCCUCUUUGAUCGCCUUGCUUCGUGGCUGGCUCUGCCGGAGGAUCAGGUGACGCGAGAGUUAGCUCUCUCCACACUACACUACCUCUCAGAACCCCCGGUGAACAUCUGCCAACAACAGAUUGAUGGAAAUAACACCUCCACCUAUGGACUCUCUUUCAUUGCGCAAGCGAAGCCAUGUCCUAUCGCAGGUCUCAUUUCCUUCAUUGAAGUCAUGGAGACGAAGACACGGAGGGUGAUCGAACAGUAUGGUGUGCAGGUGUUACAAGAUCAGCCGGAGUUGAUGGGGACGUCAUUGGAGUUGUUGAGGCGUGCUGGAGCUCUAUUACAACGUCUGGCAGCGAAUUCUUUCGGCCGGAGUAGAUUCACCCCAGAUUUGGAAAUGCGAGUGCUGGGCUUGGCUACCUCACGAGUGCUGGACGCCACAGUGGCCCAAUUGCUCUCUGGAUGCCUUCUGGAUCUGCCCCAACGAGACAGUCACUCUGUAUCAAUCUGCGACCUCAUUCCGAAGAUGCCUUCCUCGGAGAAAGUGGCACAGCUCCUGGCGCCGCUGCUGAAGAGGAAAGAAGUGGCCGACAGAGCAGUGAUGCAGAAAGUUUUGGAAAAGGAAGCAGGUGAGUCGAGGAGAUCACAACUAGAAACGUCGACCCAAGAUGCAUCGUCUUCAACCAGGGCGACGGAGGACGAAGGUGAAGGAUCGGCGACAAAGAAGAAGUCCCCUGAAACCACGGUAAAUCCGGAACUGCCCUGUGACGAGACUUCCAAGUUGGAAACCAAGCUAGAAGCACGAGCGGAGUCUUGCCGCAUCGACGUGGGGCAUUUAAGCUGCCCUCACAGAUGCUACAAGGCCUCAGUCCCACAGGGGAUCUGGGGGCUGAUGGCACAGGUAGAGCAGGGUAGAUGGAAGACUCGGAUAGUACUGUGUGCGGUCAAAAGUGUCCUCGACAUGCGCAGACGCGUCAGCAAGCUAAGACGAUUUGAGAUGGGACCAACUGGAAAGGUUAGAGCCAUGGUGAAGGGUGUCCUCUUCAUGCGGAUCCUUGCCGUUUCUCGGUCGGAGGAAUGCCCAAAUGGAUUUUUCCGCAUUUCCAAUUCCUGCUACUUCCUACCAGUUUGUCGCCACAACAUUGAUGCUGUCAUUGAGGCCAAACACGCAAAUAGUUGUCACAAUGUCACCUUUCGCAGUUUGAGCUGGUUUUGGUCUGUCUCGUAA
Molecule: messenger RNA, 6462 nt
Organism: Echinococcus granulosus
Lineage: Eukaryota; Metazoa; Platyhelminthes; Cestoda; Cyclophyllidea; Taeniidae
Product: Trithorax group protein a
Exons: 10
Coding region: 1-6462 (2153 amino acids)
Biological process (GO): chromatin remodeling; positive regulation of DNA-templated transcription; regulation of transcription by RNA polymerase II
Cellular component (GO): brahma complex; nucleoplasm; nBAF complex
Molecular function (GO): DNA binding; nucleosome binding
Source: RefSeq, a predicted model, not a curated record